Messenger RNA from Toxorhynchites rutilus septentrionalis, 1412 nucleotides. RefSeq lists its product as uncharacterized. The transcript is spliced from 2 exons. Gene Ontology annotation, molecular function: sequence-specific DNA binding. Lineage: Eukaryota; Metazoa; Arthropoda; Insecta; Diptera; Culicidae. Bases 128 to 1324 code for a protein of 398 amino acids. The record is from RefSeq and is a predicted model, not a curated record.
ACUGUCAUCGCGAAUUAAAUUCGACGCUGGCUUUGUUUACAAUCAAAAUUUGAAAAAUCUACCAGAGAAUUUCCACAAAUUAGCACAUCGAAACGAUAUUGAAACGCACGGUGGUAGAGCAAAUACGAUGGGCGGGUGUCGGUGUACCUUUCGUAACUGCGAGAACAGUACCGCCUCACGCCCAGGGAUGCAUUUCUUUCACUACCCCAUCCGGGAUUGGCCACGUCUGGAGAAAUGGGCAGCUUUCGCAAACAAGGUGGCCUUCAAGGAGUUGCCGCUUGCUAAACUCAAGAACAAAGUUGUGUGUGAGGAACACUUCAAGAAUUCUAUGUUUAUGAACUAUCUCAAGGAGAGUCUAACGAAAACUGCCGUUCCGACGCUGGAUGUGCUGGCCGGUGAAAGGGUGCUUGACCUUGAAACAAACGCGGCAGUGCCCCGGGAGGAGUGGAUUGUUCCCGAGAAGGAAUCCAAAGAACCAGAGCCGGUGCUUGUUUCGCUAGAUUCCGAUAACACUAGGAUGCAGAUAAAAUUUUUGGACGAAGAUGAGCCUGUUCAAGAGCAAAAACCGGUGCGUAAUAAUAACACCGUCAUACUCAACAAAGAACCCGAGUUCGUAGCAGUAAACGCACCGUCCACCGCAAUUCUUCGGAAAGUAGUAAUCAAGCGGAAAAAUCCUCCAUCGAACGGAGAAGUGCCCAGCGGGUCCAAAAUGCAGAUUCUUUCUAUUGAAAAAUUGCCCAAAAAGGCCACGAUAGUAGAGACGGUAUCGGAAGAGACUCCAGCGCUCGCUACACCAUCAUCUUCAACGGACAUUACAAUCAACAAACCACCAUUAAUUAUCCAGCCAGAGCCAGUCGUCAUUCCACAACCUUCAGCACCUGUAAUCGAUCCUGCUCUGAUGGAAAAACUUACCCAAAAUUCCAACGAGAUCGCCGAACUGAAAAAUCUUGUUGUGGAGGCACUUAACAAGCCACCAAUCGAACCUAAGGUUAUCACAGUGCCCGUACCAACGCCCGUAGUUUCACCGGCCGAAUGUUUAUCGCUAAAACUCGAGAAAGGUCUUCCCAUGAAUAAAGUCCAGCUGUUCAACGGCAUCAAACGGUACCUAAAUCCGACAAUGGUUGCCUUACUGCGGAUGGAAAUGUUUGGCGGCUCGGCGGAGCGGCAGUGGAAGACUGACGAGAAAAGUUUAGCUGUGGAACUACUUUCGCUGGGGGAGAACGUAUACGAUCACUUUUGUGACGAGUUCCGUUUCCGGCUGCCACAGAAAAGAGACGUCCAGAAAUGGAAAGACGAGGAGCUGAAUGAUGAUGACGCAUCGUGAAGUAAGUAUGCAAUAUGAGUAUUGAAUUUUAUCUUAAAUGCACUGCUAUAAUGACGAAUCAAAAAUAAAGUUUUAUUGGAGGACUCAU